UAGAGAUAAUUAUAUUGAUAUACGGAUAAUUAUAUCGAUAUACCUCAACUAUACCACUAUUGUGAAAAAAGCAGUCGCGAGCAAAGUACCUAGGUAUCGUACGGAACUCCAACGUAUCAUACUAUUUAUAUUUACCGUCAAUGUUUUACUCCAGCUGAACCCUAAAUUAAAAUAAGAGUAGUUAAUGACGCAUAGUCUGGCCCGGUAUAUUUCUGUAGCACCGAAACCAAUUCAGUCCGCGCGGAGCCCGAGCGAUGUCGUCACCGCGCGGAGUCACUCGUCCAGAAACCAACAGCAAUAUGAUUGCUAAAGAUCAGCCUGUAAUCGACAACAGAUGAAAGUGUUCUUAUCUAUAAAUUCAAAGAACGGAAACUCUUGUGACACUCUGCGUCAGUAGUUGUCCUCCUAAACACCCACGUGCAACGCCGAGGAUGAAAAUCACAGUAAUAGCAGGGCUUUUAGCCUUGGCCAUCGUUUCAUCACGGGCAAGGAACGUAAGCGAUUUGAAAGGCGAUCAAAAUGUGAGUGCGGAGGUGGGUGCCAUACUGGGAGACGAUUUAGCGGGCGCCGGGACCGAAGCUCGCGACCAGGCGGUCGCGGGCACCGAGCACAAACAUAAGCCCAAGGACAGCCACCACGAGGCAGGCGGCGGCCACGAACACAAGGAGCAUCACCACAAAGAGGACGGGGAAAAGGGCGACAAGGGAUACAAGUCUCACCACCAUCACGACAAGGCCGAGCACGGACACCACGAAAAGCACCACCACGAGGGCCACCACGGCGAGCACGGUGGACACAAGAAGAAGCACCACGACGAGCAUGACCACCACGGAGAGCACCACGAGGCGGCUCACGGGCACAAGGGCGGCAAGUUCGGACACAAGAAGGGCCACAAGAAGGGCUCCAAGACCACCGGCUUCCACCACAAGUCGCACAAGGACGAGUACCACAAGGAGCACAAGUUCUAUGACGACUUCCACAAGGGCGGCCACCACCACAAGCACGGAGACUUCCACGGCCACCACGACAAGAAGGAAGGCCACCACAAGAAGGGCGGCCACCACGAGAAGGGCCACCACGAGAAGCACCAUGGCAAGAAGGGCCACCACGACAAGGGCCACUACGAUGAGGACCAUAAGGGGCACAAGGGCCACCACGGCCACGAGGAGCACCACGCGCACCACCACGACCACGGCAAGAAGGGCGGCCACGCCGGCGGCAAGGAGCAUGGAUACAGCCACCACAAAAAGGGCUAAUUACCAAAUUUACUUAUUCAUUUUCAUUUGUGAUAAUAAUAUAUAUUUUUUUUAUGUGUAUAAGUCAUUUUGCAUAAUACUAAGUCAGCAAGUAUGUAAUUUAGAUUUAACGGUUAGACUUAGAUCCAAAAUUAAUUUAUUUACCCAUUUCGAAAACGUUAACAUUAACAACAAUUUGUCUGUAGACCUUAAGUGAUGCGACGAAGCGUAGUGUGAUGAUCAGCUAUGUUGAGAUAUUGACUAGUUUAAUUUGUCUAACUUUACGAAUAACAGGAUAAAACAGUAAGGCUGUUAUUAUUAAAUGUUGUCUUUUUUAUAA
Cydia pomonella (codling moth) is the source of this 1575-nucleotide messenger RNA. RefSeq names its product histidine-rich glycoprotein-like. The record is from RefSeq and is a predicted model, not a curated record. NCBI's taxonomy places the organism in Eukaryota, Metazoa, Arthropoda, Insecta, Lepidoptera, Tortricidae. The transcript has 2 exons. Bases 432 to 1256 code for a protein of 274 amino acids.